GAGUUGCAGGGGGUGUGGCACAGCUGGGUGUGUGCUCAAUGCCUGCUCUCAAAUCUGCCUCAGUUCUAACCUUCCUGACAUCCCUAAAGGCUGCUCUGAUCUCUUCUCUGGCUCAUUUCAUCACCCCCUACCAUGGCAGAUGAUGGAUUCUCGUUGACGGAUGCCUUAGCCGGCCAGAAUGCUCCUAAUGCACAACAGUCUCAAGGCCAAGGCUGGCCAGGCUGGGGAGGCCAGAAUCCCGCAGCUGGACAGCAGUUUCCAGGAUAUCCUGGGCAACAAUAUCCAGGUGCUCCAGGUCAGCAAUAUCCAGGUGCUCCAGGUCAGCAAUAUCCAGGUGCACCAGGUCAGCAAUAUCCAGGUGCACCAGGUCAGCCAUAUCCAGGUGCACCAGGACAACCAGCUGGGCCUGGAGCUCCUCCUGCUUCAGGACAGCAGUUCCCUGCACCAGGUCAGCCAUAUCCAGGUGCACCAGGACAACCAGCUGGGCCUGGAGCUCCUCCUGCUGCAGGGCAGCAGUUCCCUGGACCAGGUCAGCAAUAUCCGGGGUACCCAGGACCAGGUCAGCAAUACCCAGGGUUCUCAGGACCAGGUCAGCAAUACCCAGGUGCACCAGGUCAACCAGCAGCGUUUGGAGAUGGUAAAGCUUCAGCUCCCGUUUAUCCUGGACCCACUGGGCCAUUGAAAGUGCCAUAUGAUCUUCCUCUUCCAUCCGGCCUUGUGCAACGACAACUGUUUAACAUUCAAGGGGCUAUCAACAAUAACGCAAAAAGUUUCACCAUUAAUUUCUGUAAAGGACGUGAUAUAGCCUUCCACCUUAAUCCGCGGUUUUCAGAAAACCCAAAAGCUAUUGUGCGCAAUUCCUUGUUGCAUGAUAAGUGGGGACAGGAAGAAAGACAAUCUCCCAAGUUUCCAUUUGUACCUGGUCAGCCUUUCAAGAUCCAGAUUCUGUGUGAAUCCGACAAGUUCAACGUGGCUAUAAAUAACGAGAACCUCUUCCAGUUCAGACACAGAGUAAAGGAAUUGAAUGAAAUUAAAUCUGUCGGCAUUUUCGGAGACAUUACUCUUUCUGAUGUUUCAUUAACAAUGGCAUAAGUUUAUUUGUGCAUAAAAAAAAAAAAAACCCACAUCUACUGUUGCAAAAUGCACAAAAGUAUAUAAUCUGACUGAUUUAAUAGUAAAAAAAAAAAGUCUUAUAUUUUACAUAAUCUAUUUUUUACACCAAUUUAUAUGUAAAAUUGCUAUUUAAAACACUUGGAUUGUGAAACGCGUUGUAUUCGGUAGGAAUUGUUGCACCAGGAUCUUCUGCAAACUAAUAAAAGCAAAAAUACAUAUUAUACAAAUAAA
This is a messenger RNA of Bombina bombina (fire-bellied toad), 1344 nucleotides long. It is a transcript of the gene LGALS3, whose product is annotated as galectin 3. Bases 133 to 1092 code for a protein of 319 amino acids. The transcript is spliced from 6 exons. Gene Ontology annotation, biological process: negative regulation of extrinsic apoptotic signaling pathway; monocyte chemotaxis; neutrophil chemotaxis. The record is from RefSeq and is a predicted model, not a curated record. Gene Ontology annotation, cellular component: nucleus; immunological synapse. Gene Ontology annotation, molecular function: IgE binding; laminin binding; carbohydrate binding. Lineage: Eukaryota; Metazoa; Chordata; Amphibia; Anura; Bombinatoridae.